AUGGCUGAGGAAAGACAGGCUGAGCAGCACACAAUAAACUCUUUGUCGUACAAGGAGCUAGAGGAAUACAAGGAAAACAUGAAAAUGCAAAACCAGCAAAUAUGCAUAGAGGUAUUUACCGUGCAGAUCUUCAAUGAGAUGGUAAGUGAGGUAGAGCCAGAAAGCAUAAGCGUAGUAAAAAAGGUGAGCAGCGCACUGUAUAGAGUUAUUCAAAUAGCAGUGAAGCUCAUCCAGGGAAUCAAGCCCAGCAGGAAGUCUUCAAUGGAUCUAGUAAACACGCAGUACAAGUUUUGCAGCCAGAAUCUUCAGGUUACUGCAGAUAUAGAGGCCCUUAUGCAGGUGAUUGGAGUGAUCGAUAUAGCUCGGUAUCCAGAGCUGUUCAGGCAGAGUGCCUCAGCAAGGGAAGUAAAGGUGCUGUGCCGCAACCUAUCGAGCAUAACAUUUCCGAAGAUGUCUCCCAGCUCUGAAAAGUGCCCAGAGGAGAAAGAAAAAAAGAACUUAGAAAUGAUACGAAUCAUUGCAUACAACUUUAAGGAGUUUGACAUAGAGGCAAUUGCAUCGGUGUACAAGAUGCUUUUGAAAACAAAAAAUCCGCUCUUCCCCACCAAGUACAUCUGCGAGUACAUCAAAAUAGGAAAGCUAUCGUGCAAAAAAACAAAGAUUGUUCUGUGCCAGUUCAUACUAGCAUUCGUCAUUUGCAAACAAAAACAAGAGUUAUUUGAGUCUACAUGUUCUUUUCUUUAUUCAUUGAUCACGAAGGAAAACAGUAAGCUGCGGUUUGCAAACAUAUCAGUUGUUUUUACGCCAAUAUUUUUUAUAGAUGAAGAUUGCCAAAUUGUGGACUCAAACUUUAAGGAAAUAAUGGAAAAUCUAAAGAACUUCUUAGAGUUUUUUUUGGAAAACAGCCCGCAAAUAUUUAUACUGGCACUAAAGCCCAAGAGAGAGUAG
Messenger RNA from Nematocida ausubeli, 948 nucleotides. RefSeq lists its product as uncharacterized. Bases 1 to 948 code for a protein of 315 amino acids. The transcript has a single exon. NCBI's taxonomy places the organism in Eukaryota, Fungi, Microsporidia. Gene Ontology annotation, biological process: signal transduction. The record is from RefSeq and is a predicted model, not a curated record.